This is a messenger RNA of Schistosoma rodhaini, 2193 nucleotides long. The record is from the annotation of a GenBank genome assembly. NCBI's taxonomy places the organism in Eukaryota, Metazoa, Platyhelminthes, Trematoda, Strigeidida, Schistosomatidae.
CCCGAAGUUGUUUUUUGCCUCAAAGUUCUUGGGAGCGGGAAGUUUGUCCGUCCACGUUUUUUGGCGCUGUUUAGUCUUAGGAAUAAUGGUAAAGUACUCGUGGGAACCAAAAGAUGAGGAUGAAGGUAAAACUUGCAAAGCAAGAAUCCCAUACCUGAGGACUCAUUUCAAAAACAUGCAUGAGUGUGCUUGUGCAGUGAAGGGAAUGACUCUCCAGCGAGCACAAACUUACUUGAAAAAUGUCAUUGAGAAGAAAGAGAUUAUCCCUUUCCGCCGAUUCAAUGGUGGCGUCGGUCGUCAUGCUCAAGCAAAAGUCUGGAAAACAACUCAGGGUAGAUGGCCCAAAAAGUCUGCUCAAAUGCUACUUCAGCUUCUGCACAAUGCAUUCAGCAAUGGUGUAUACAAAGACAUAAAAGGAGGAGAAGCCAGUCGUUUGUACAUCAAACACAUCCAGGUCAACCAAGCACCUAAAAUGCGACGUCGUACAUAUCGUGCCCACGGUCGUAUUAAUCCUUACAUGUGUUCACCAUGCCAUGUAGAAGUCAUACUUGCUACGAAAGACGAUAUUGUUCCUAAGGUACCUGCAGCUGCUCCACAGUUAGUAAAGAAGAAGGAAUCUAAGAAAAAGAUAAAGAAACAACUAAUGAAGGAGAGUGCUGGUUUUUAAUUAUCUAAAUAUAUAUGACUGGAUAAUUUAGCAAUUUCUAGUUUUCUUGAUUCAUAAAGCAAAUUGAAUCUUAGCGAACCAGAAAUCUUACUCAUGCGUAAUAAGUUUCUAUGUUAACCGUAUCAUUCUGUUCCUACCUUGUUAGCGAAGCUACAUUAUCUCGUACUGUAACUUUAAAGUAGUAAAUGUGUUGAAAUCUUGCCAUUGUUAUCUCAUAUUGCUUCGGUUAUUGGAUCAUACUUUUUAGUUCCUUAUCGAUCUUUAGCCAUGUAUCUAGUGUCUCAGAAGAGGUUAAAUUAUGUAUUUAUGCCUAACCAGCUGCAACGUUUGACUACAGUUGGUUACCGUGAUAUCAUGUAAGUCCUUUGUAGCCACAGACAUGAUUGUCAUAAAUCUUUUUUACUUAACGAAAUCCUUAGGUUCUACAUUUUACUAGUUGUGUAGCUGGCUGUUCUUGUUAUAUGGAAAAACGUUUUUACUUGUCCAACCUUCAGUUGUUUGGUAUUUGUUCAUCCCUGUGUUGUUUUCUAAAUGUGACUUGAUUUCAAAAGUUCACCCAGAAACACCUACGUCUUAAAAGUCGUAAUUGGCUCAGAAUCGGCAAUAGUUCUUAUUUGUGGAGUGUUAGCCAUCAAAUUGGUUGCUGUACAAAUUAAUUGGUGUAUCUCGAAACUGGAAAUAUUUUCUGUUUUUAGAAAAAUAUCUCGGAGUUUUGCGUAUUAUCGUACCUGCUUCACUCGUGUAUCACGAACUAAAUUAUAUUUGCUUUGGUUUUUGUCCACUUUCAUAUAUGUUGUGCUCUUAAUUUCCUUCGUAACACGUGUUAUUCGAGAUGACUUACAUUAAUUCUAUCAACAGCGAUAGAUCAGGCGGUCAUACUCUGUCAAACGAUACACAACGCUCAUAGUCAGCCGCUUGAAUGUCAGGUUAUAUAGUUCCCCUAAAAAUAUUAAUGUCGUUUGCUCAAAAGUUAAUUAGUUUACAAUGUGCUGGCACUACACUUUCGUAUAGUUAUUUUCUCCAGUUACUAAUCUGUUGGUAUGCUUUCGAGAUUAACGAUAUUUAGUUUUUUGGAAUUAUGAUUAACCCUUCAAGUAUUGGUUUUUAUUUUUGAGGUGUUUCAGUUUCCUGCUAAUACUGAAGUCUCAGAAUACCUAGAAUCUUUAAGAAUUGUUAUAUAAGUGGUCAGUAUGAUCAUAUUCAAGUGUUAUAUUAAUCUUAUUCUCAUGUGAAAUCAUUUUUGAUUUCAAGCACUUUUCCAAACGAAACAACCCAAGUUUUUAUUUGCAGUGUAAAUUAGAGGUCACUUUUGGAAAAAUUGUUAACUUAUUGUUCUCAAUACGACUUAAACUAAGUGUUCACUGGACUCAUUUGAAAUAGGCAAGAGACUAAUUGUAACCGACGAACUAAACACCUUAAAAUAGCGUUUUCAUGCAACAAAACUGCCUCAUCAUUUGUUCUUUCAGGAAUUUUACUGGUGUAUUGAAAUUAAUAAAUAGAAUUCAGUCAGCUACAACGUAGGACCA